Cannabis sativa is the source of this 1244-nucleotide messenger RNA. RefSeq names its product pectinesterase inhibitor 7. NCBI's taxonomy places the organism in Eukaryota, Viridiplantae, Streptophyta, Magnoliopsida, Rosales, Cannabaceae. The transcript has a single exon. The record is from RefSeq and is a predicted model, not a curated record. Gene Ontology annotation, molecular function: enzyme inhibitor activity. Gene Ontology annotation, biological process: negative regulation of catalytic activity. The coding region runs from base 199 to 816 and encodes 205 amino acids.
AUUAAAACAUGUGAACUUUUGACCUACUUUAACUAAAUCUAACAAAACUCUCACUGUAUUCAAUCUGUUGAUAAAUAGAAAACUCGAACAUUCCUCUCAUCUCUCUCUCUCUCUAUAUAUAUAUAUAUAUAAUAUAUAUAUAUAUAUAACUUUCACAAAUAAAGAUUCACACCCCACACCGAACCAAAACUUAAAGAAAUGGCAAAAGUUGGCUUCUCCUUAAUUGGGGUUCUUCUCUAUGCUUCUCUUCUACAACUCCUCUUAAGCAAAGCACAAAGCUCAUCACCAUCAAAUUCAAAUUCAAAGUCGUUAGAUUUCAUCAAAGCCUCAUGCAAGGCCACAACGUACCCUGCACUAUGUGUCCACUCCCUCUCAGCCUUCGCCACCAAAAUCCGCCAAAGUCAGCGCCAGCUCUCCCAAACAGCCUUGGCAGUAAGCCUUUCCAAGGCCAAAUCAGCCUCUGACUUCGUGUCCAAGAUGACCCGAGUCAAAGGCAUAACUCCCAGAGAGCGUGCAGCCGUUAAAGACUGCAUAGAGAACAUGGCUGACACCGUGGACAGGCUCAGCCAGUCGGUCCGGGAACUUGGUCACAUGGGGAGUGGUCAGGACUUUGUAUGGCACAUGAGUAAUGUCCAGACAUGGGUGAGCGCUGCUCUAACUGACGAGAACACUUGUCUUGAUGGGUUUGGAGGGCGUGGUAUGAAUAAUGGGAAUGUCAAGGCUGCCAUUAGGAGAAGGGUUGUAAGUGUUGCUCAAGUCACUAGUAAUGCUCUUGCUUUGGUUAAUCGUUUUGCUUCUAAGCACCACCACCCUUAGGACUUGUACUUUUGUGACUUUUAUUAUUAUAACUUUAGGCUUACAUUGUGUAAAAAUCAAAUCUGUGUUAUAGAUCAAAUAUGUUUGUUUAGCUAUUAACUACUUGAGAGGAUAUGAUGUAAAAAAGACCCUUUUAUUUUUUCUUUUUCGUUUGUUGUCUAAAGGUGAAAAAAACAGGGGUGUCUUUUCUUGGACUUGUAUGUCAAUGAAAUGGAUGGCUGAGUUUUCUGUACAUGUAUAGAAAAAAGGUCAAUACUUCUCUUUCUGCGAUCAAUAUAUUACAUGUUGGGAUCAGAACAUUUUACUAGUGAAGGGGGAAAAGGUUUUGAGUAAUGUUAUUUGUGAUGUGAAUCUCAGAUAAAUAACUGAUAGAAGCCUACAACUAAGUGAGUAUUGAAUUGAUUUUAUUAGCUGAUGUAACUUGAUUU